AUGAGCACAGUGGACGGCAUGCGUCGUCUGCUAGCGAAUGCGCUUUUGGAUUUUUCCAACGAGCGGUUUGUGACUAUAUGCGAGCUCUGCAUUCCUAUCCAUAACUUCACAUUCGUUUACUCGUACCUCGUCUCCCCUCAUCACUCCGCCGCCCUCUCCUCUCCCUCCACCUUGUUUCAACCCAAGUCACUGACUUCCUCCUCUGGGUUACAUCUCGCCGGUACGGUUCCAUCUGCGCCGCGUAGUUACAUCCCGUCGAACGACGUGUCAGGGGAGGGCGGGAGGGACCGUUUCAACCCCAACUGCUUUGAGCCGAUGCUGGGUGUGGAGCAGUGGAGGAAGGGAGGGCAGUAUAUUGGACUCACGCGAAGACUGGCCGUGCAGGUAAUUUCGGACUCCAAGUUUUACGAUAAGUUUGCAGCCUGCUGUGUGCCGGUGCGAGGGGUCUUCCCCGCCUGCUUCCCCUCAGAGCACUACCUCCCCUCCAUCGUCCCCAUUCUCGUCGACCUCCCCCCUGUGGGGGAUUUUGGCCCUUUUGUGGACGAGCUCUGGGCGGGGAUAGGGGAAGGGGGGGGGAUGGGGGGAGGGGGAAGGCGGAGUGGGUGGGGGGAGGCGGCGGGGGGAGGGGGCGGCGUGGGGUUGCGGGGGAGCGGGGAGGACCUGGCGAAUUGGAGUUUGGUGUUUGAGGAUUGGUGGACCCAGCCCAACUCGGGGCAUGCUUAUGUGUACAACGGUACAGAGCUCACCUCGGACCUCGUCUCUCUCAUGCGCCACUGCCACUUUGGCAACCUCUGCCAUAUCUUUGCCGGCCAUUUCCACCCCUCGGCCCUCUCCCGAGCGCUCUCUCUCGGACCGAAGCUCGGGUUGUGGGAGGCGAGGAACGACGAGAGACGAUGA
Molecule: messenger RNA, 897 nt
Organism: Closterium sp. Naga37s-1
Lineage: Eukaryota; Viridiplantae; Streptophyta; Zygnematophyceae; Desmidiales; Closteriaceae
Source: the annotation of a GenBank genome assembly